Messenger RNA from Candidula unifasciata, 501 nucleotides. Lineage: Eukaryota; Metazoa; Mollusca; Gastropoda; Stylommatophora; Geomitridae. The record is from the annotation of a GenBank genome assembly.
AUGGCAGCGCCCUUGGUGAUGAGACAUGUUCUGCAACAAGUUAGGAACCGUGUCUUUUUAGCAAGACAUGACACUAGCAGCGCUGUUCCAACACGGUUGCUUAGUGUUUCCAGAUGUCUGGCUGCACAUUUUUACACAGACAAGCAUGAAUGGGUGUCAAUAAGUAAUGGGAAGGGAACUGUUGGAAUUUCACAUUACGCUCAGGAGCAACUGGGUGAAAUUGUUUAUGUUGAGACUCCAGAAGUGGGCACAAAGUUGGAAGCUAAUGAUGUCGCUGGCUGUCUGGAAAGUGUCAAGGCCGCAAGUGAAGUGUUUAGUCCAGUAGGUGGUACAGUGACGGAGGUCAACAAACAGUUGGCAGACAAACCAAGCUUGGUCAACUCCUCACCUCUUGCAGACGGUUGGCUGUUCAAGCUAGAUCUACAUCCAAACACAAAAACUGACACCCUGAUGACCGAGGAAGCUUACCAAAAAUUCAUUGGUACCAUUGAAGGGAACUGA